Messenger RNA from Exaiptasia diaphana, 2004 nucleotides. RefSeq names its product E3 ubiquitin-protein ligase RNF146. Bases 85 to 933 code for a protein of 282 amino acids. Gene Ontology annotation, cellular component: nucleus; cytoplasm. The transcript has 2 exons. Lineage: Eukaryota; Metazoa; Cnidaria; Anthozoa; Actiniaria; Aiptasiidae. Gene Ontology annotation, molecular function: zinc ion binding; ubiquitin protein ligase activity; poly-ADP-D-ribose binding. The record is from RefSeq and is a predicted model, not a curated record. Gene Ontology annotation, biological process: ubiquitin-dependent protein catabolic process; Wnt signaling pathway.
UCGAGAGCACUUUUACAAGCGAAACAGAAUUGGUGUGUAAGUCUGUUUUUCUCAAAAUAUUUUKCGUAAUAUAUAAAGUUCACGAUGGCCGAAGGGUCUGAAAGUAGUGUCCCUCCUACCAGUAGUGUUCUAACAGCCAAAGAUGACACAGAAAAUCCUCAAAUCGACACAUCUAACGAUACCGAAGAAGACAGCUCAUUACAGGAUAUAGUUGAGGUUGAAUUCCAGCCUGAUUGUCCUGUUUGCCUACAGCCAACUUUCUAUCCAGUAAAACUACCAUGUGGACAUAUUUUCUGCUUUCUUUGCAUCAAAGGAGUGGCGCUUCGAAGUCGUAAAUGUGCGAUCUGCAGACAAGUAAUCUCCACACAGUACCUUGACAAACCAACACUAGUUAAAGUUUUAGACAAAACACAAACUCCCUCUAGUAAGUCCGAUUUGAAGGRAAACUGUGCGCAAGAGGAGAGCGAGUAUAAAUGGUAUUAUGAAGGAAGGAAUGGUUGGUGGCAAUACGAUGAUAAGACAUCAAAAGAAGUGGAAGCUUGUUUCAAGAGUGGCAAACGUUCUUGUACACUUCUCAUUGCAGGGUUUCUUUAUCUGAUAGACUUUGAAAAUAUGUUUCAAAUGAGACGAAACGAACCAGGGCGACGAAGACGGAUAAAAAGAGAUAAAUGUGAUGUAGACAGCAAGGGUAUAGCUGGCAUUAGAUCUAGGAGAUCUCAAAAUAUAAACAAUAGCAGUUCAACAACACCAAAUAYUAACCAAUCAACAAGCACGUCCAGUCAAGUUGACAAUGAUGUCCAAAGCUCUCCCUUAGAUGGCUCACCAGUUGAAAGUGAUAGCCAGGGGGGUUCAAGCUCUAGCCCAGACUCAGUGUCACAAGAUGUAUCGGUUGAUGCAGUUAGUGAUGKUAUAGAGAGUACAUCGCUGGAAUGAGAACUUCUAAUGAUGUACGUAUAUUCUCUCUGCCUCCUAGAUGCAAGGCUGGAUUUUAUAAUUAUAAGCCUGCUUCRCCGGCAUAGGGUGGCCUGGUCAGGGGACAUGAGGGAAUUAAUGAAAUAUUCUCCCUCAGUGUCCAAUCCCAUCUGGGCCAUGGAGCUAAUAAUUCCAAACCCAACAGUUGCAAUUUAUCUGAGAUUGCUUGCUACUUGCAGCCAUUAUUUMUGAUACCAGAGGUUUACAUUAUAAUAUGGACUGUGGUUAUUUCCAAGCCAGAAGUAGGGAUCUUGGCAGAUCACACAUAUUCCAGUUGAUAGAUGAAAACACAGUUUUCUCUAAAUGUUGAAUCAAUAUAUGUUUAAUCUUUAUAUCUUUAAUCUGGGAUAAGCUCUAAAUAAGAUUUUGAUAACAUGGUCCAGGAUCUCCAUAAAGAGUUGAGUUUGUUGUUAGGUAGAAAUAAAGAUAAGAGAAAAAUUAAAUGUAAAGACAAAAUGUAAACAUAGAGGUAAUAAUAUUUCAAUUACCUAAAAUGUUGUAGAUUUGGAUUUUAAUGUCAUGAUUUUCAGAGAUGUGGAAAUCAACACUACAAACAAAAAUUAUAUUCUUAAAGUUGUUAUACUACACCCAUGAAAGACUGGAACACAUUUUUGAUGUGUAAUAUUCCAGUUAAAAAUGGACAGUCAGAGUAAUGGUGGCUAGAGUGAAUGCACUUAGUCUGUGAAACAAGAAGAGUUUAAAUUAGUUGCUAAAAAGGCUCAUUAUUUUGUUUUCUAUCAUCUAAUCAACACUAUUAAUUAGUAAUAUUUAGUAGAAAUAAUUCAGUAGAGUGAAGUUAAACCUGUGAAAUAGAUAUUACAAUAAAACAAAUUUGUAUGCUUUAAUUGCAUUGUUAUCUUUAGUGUUUAUUUGACUAUCACAUUUUUGUUUCAAGGAUUUAAUGUCUUCACUCUAUUUGUUUCAUAGAUUUAGUGCAUCCACCCUACUUGAACAGGACUUUAUAUGGAGCCUUUACAACAUACCCAUGUAUAAUAAAACUCAAAAAUCUCAAUAAAGUCAAUGUACAGAUUA